AUGUCCAUCUUUGGUCUCAAGUCGCGUAAAUCUUACUCUUCCGACACUUCCAGCUUUAGCAAGCAUAAACCAGAUAACCACCACAACAACCAAGAAGCUUCCGACGUUAUCGGUGACAGUCCCGAAUUCGGCCAGCUCAACAACAAUCGCCGCGGUCCAUCACACGCUUCCGAAGCAUCCUCACUCCUUUCUCGCAACUCGUCCAGCAUGAAGAAGUUCUUUGGUAGCACACGUAGGAAGGAUGCUCAGAGCAUCGAUGGUCGCUCGCCUUCUCAGCCCAACAAGAACCUUGAGUCUUGCCACUACUUCAACGGCGCCACCUCCAAGCAUGCCAGUCGUACCAGCUUGAGCAAUGCCAAGUCGGCUCUCCUUCCUGGCCCGCCUCCGGUCGUGACUCCUUCAGCCAUCGUUCCUUCCUUGAGCACUCCAACCGAUGCAAGCGCCUCUUUUGCCCAUGCUGUCGCUCAGAAUGCUUCGGCAGGUCUUGCUGGUUUGCCUCUUAGCCCCUCCGGUGGGCCACGUCCGUCUGAGCUUUUCGCUGGCAAAGGUGUCCAAUGGGGACAAAUCGAUCUCACCGCUCGCGAUCUUACCAAGCCCACCGAUGCUGCUACCACUAGCGUCGACAUGCAAAAGUUCCUCAAAGAGCGACGUCAAUGGAUCCCCACCUUCAAGGAUUCUGAGAAUGUCGAAGAGGCUCCUUCCCUCGAUCUACCCAACCAACUCGAGCAGUUCUCCUUCGACACUCCUCCCGAGAUUACCAAAUCCUCCGCUGGUCUCAAGGACUUGAAAGAUCUCGAAGAGACGCACAAGCGCAAAAACGCUCUUCUUGACAAGGCGCCGCUGACAGGUGCUACUAACGGUACCAUCUUCGAGGAGGCUGGCCCAAGUACGUCUACAAGUGUCGUCGGCGCAUCUGAUGCUACUGCCGAUGCAAAGGCGGGCCAGUCGCUUCCACCACCUCCUGCCGCACCCUCUCGCAACCAAUCCUUCCGCACUUCCACCUUUGCUGCCUCCAACGACUCCUCAUCUCGAAAGUCGGGUAGUCUCUCGCGUAAACCGGUCCCUUCUGUUGAUCCAAGUGCCAACGGCGUUGUUGUACCCGCUUCGGCCUCGGCGUCUCGUGGCAUUCCUCAGCGCAGGAGCUCCGUUCGAAAAGAGCUGUCCCAGCUCGAGAGUACAGGCUCUGCUUCCAAGCCAACAGCAGCGGUGGCAACAACAGCGACAGAGGCACCAGCUUCGGGAACUGAGCAGGCGCAAGCUGCAGCAGAAGCGCCUCCUCCUGCCAAUGGAAGCGUUGAACAGAUCAAAGAGCAGAGCGCAGUCUCAGAAUCAGCAAGGCCAGGUACAGCCGCAAGUGGCGUAGCAGCUACCCCAAGUGUCCGCCCUUCCACGGAAACGGCCCGCUUCGCUACUCCUGCCGGCUCGCAGUCUCACGAUGACGUGCACAUUGCAACCGCUGCUGCCAAUGAGACCGACACAACAGCCACGCCGCCACUGGCAGUACCAUCGUCACCUGCGGCCAACGACAUGACGCACGAUUCGGCUACCACCAUUGCAACCCCCACUAGUCCACCGCGACCACCCAAGAACGAUCAGCGCACACCUUCGCGGCAGAAUAGUAAAGAUAAGAUCAACGCUACUCCUCCUACUGCUCCUCCUAGCACCCAAGGCAAAGUUGAGAGUUUGAGGGAGAAGUUCAGUCAAGCUGCUCCAUCGUUGCAGAAUGUGGUGCCUGGAACUGGAGCUGCCACUCCUCGUGAGGGCUAA
This is a messenger RNA of Ustilago hordei, 1767 nucleotides long. RefSeq lists its product as uncharacterized. The transcript has a single exon. The record is from RefSeq and is a predicted model, not a curated record. Lineage: Eukaryota; Fungi; Basidiomycota; Ustilaginomycetes; Ustilaginales; Ustilaginaceae. Bases 1 to 1767 code for a protein of 588 amino acids.